Molecule: messenger RNA, 515 nt
Organism: Triplophysa rosa
Lineage: Eukaryota; Metazoa; Chordata; Actinopteri; Cypriniformes; Nemacheilidae
Product: G2/M phase-specific E3 ubiquitin-protein ligase-like
Exons: 3
Coding region: 1-471 (156 amino acids)
Molecular function (GO): ubiquitin-protein transferase activity
Source: RefSeq, a predicted model, not a curated record
AUGUAUAUGACCUACCCUUGUCCCAGUCCUCUUGCAAACGAUCAAAGAUUGAAGGAGGGCUUGGAAACACUGGGGGUGCUGCAGGCACUGAAAAAUAACCUGUGCCUAAGAAACUUGUUUGCUGGAGGUCCCCCUGCACCACUUACAGCAGAACAAGUGACCGACCUCUUUAAGGUCUGUUACUCUGAAAGAGGAAGCUCAAGGCGGGUGGAGGAGGAGCGUGCCGUUGGCCAGUGGAGAGACUUGCUAAUAGACAUAGAGGGUGGAGAUGCUGUGCUGCUUUGGGACGAAAACAUGACAGUGAGUUUGGAGGAUGUCCUAAUGUUCGCCACUGGCACCAACCGCAUUCCUCCACUAGGAUUUGAUGUUGUGCCAACUCUGAGAUUCCUACAUGAAAACAAAGAAUUGAGGAAAUUUCCAGAGGCCAAUACAUGUGGCCUAAUUUUGAGGCUCCCAAUUCAUGGCUCAUAACACUUUCAGUGAGCACAUGGUUUCAGGAAUUUUGCAGUCCCCAC